Scatophagus argus is the source of this 5003-nucleotide messenger RNA. RefSeq lists its product as uncharacterized. Gene Ontology annotation, molecular function: protein binding; RNA polymerase II cis-regulatory region sequence-specific DNA binding; DNA-binding transcription factor activity, RNA polymerase II-specific. Lineage: Eukaryota; Metazoa; Chordata; Actinopteri; Scatophagidae. The transcript is spliced from 7 exons. The record is from RefSeq and is a predicted model, not a curated record. Gene Ontology annotation, biological process: regulation of transcription by RNA polymerase II. The coding region runs from base 1058 to 3985 and encodes 975 amino acids.
CUGCUAAUGGCCUUUGUCUGAAGGCGGGGAGGACUUGGGUCGUUAGGCUGCUGGUUAGCAACAAACAGAAGGUUACGAGUUUAAAAAAUUGGAUUGUUUCACCGCCUGACUGGCUUUACGGCAACGAGAGCGGUAUGAACUGUUACGGGUGUGUGACUGUAGCUUGUUGGGUCGCUUUUGAGGGCAGCUGGCAGUGAUUUGCAACAUUUCGGGCUGAUAGCGGAGGCAACCUCGCUUCUUGGUCGUUGGAAGUGGCGAUGCUGAGCUGAUAGCUGCGUCAUCAUGUUGCUUCCGACUCGAGUUGGCGAAAAGAAAUCUCAAGUUAACGCCAGCGGUGAGGCUGCCUGCCGUCAUCCAGCUCCGGAGGCCACUCCCGGCCCCUGAAAUUGAUGGAAGACGGUCUGCUGGUGAGCUGUUUGCGUUGGAGGGUGUUUACGUGGUCGCCGUCAAAGUGGUGACUUUACAUCACUUGUCUCGGCGCUGUUGGCGCGAUACUCUCCUGGCUGCAUUUAUUAUCUAACUAUACUUGGAUGGACAGUUAAAUAUUCCCUAUUAAUACCGCGUAGCGUUACAGGCUGCAAGAUUGUAACCUUGCGGAAAUAUUACCAAAUGUUUCCCGAACAGAAAGUGCAACCAAUGUUAUAUUAUUUGGGGAGAUGUUGGCCAUAACUGUUUUAUAUAGUGAGAAGUGAAGCCCUCACUGACAGCUAGGAUAGAAAGCAGGACCCCCCCCCAGUGAAAAUGCUGCUGACUCCUAUCUGAUGGCCCCACUUGAGGAAAAACCCGUUUUAUAAGCCACAAUGAGAGACCUUAGGGUUCGUUUUAGCUAAGUGCUUAGCAAACGUGUCAGUGUUUCUUGGGACUUAUUGUUGGGUCGGUGAUCUGUUGUCUCCUGUCACCGAAUCCACGUGGACUUUGUUUCAGGUCGGUGGGUAAAGUUUGGCUAGCAGCUCACCGCCGUGACGCGCGAGGGUUUGUUUACUUCAAAGAGUAAGAAACUGGUUUCCCCAGCUCGGAUAAAGUUACCACAAUACACCAGAAUAUAAAACCGGUUAAAAUGGCCGGCGACUGCACCCACACUAACGAUCAUUACGCGAACGCAGAGACGUUUUGUCCAUCCCAGCCCUGGUCGGAUGGAGACGGAGAGAGAGCCGGGGAGAUGCAGUCAGCCGAGAGCUUAAAAGGGCGUGGACCCCACGCAAGGUGGGCGCCGAACUUUGAGGUGAUAGACGGGCUGCUGUACCGCAAGAAGCUGGAAAGGGGCUUCAUCAACUACCGGGAGGUUUUGGAUGAGGACCGGAGACAUGAGGCAAUCUCCACCUUUCACCGGCGACAGCGCCCUGGUCAGCGCCACCUCUCCCUGGAGGAGACCUACAGAUGUGUGGCUGAAAACUACUGGUGGGAAGGGAUGUAUUUCCAGAUCAGAGAUUUUGUCCUGGGCUGUCCAGAGUGUCAGAGGCAGCACACCAAGAAGACUGAGGAGCUGGGUGGCAGAGGAUGUGUCACGAAGACGAUGGCGUCACACAGCGCUGACAUGUUGAGCAAGCUUAGGAGUCAACGGGAGGCGGGGCUGUUCUGUGACAUUACCCUGCGUACGAACGGGCGGCCCUACCUGGCCCACAGAGCUGUUCUGGCCGCUGUCAGCGAUCACUUCCAGGAAAUUUUCACAGAAAUGGAUUCGAACAUGAAAGCAGACUUGGACCUCACCGGUUUUAGUGAGGACAGUCUCCUGGCUCUGCUGGAUUUCUCCUACUCCUCCACUCUGUGUGUUUAUAAGGAGGACCUUCCCGAAGUCAUGGCCAUGGCCCGCCACUUGGGCAUGUGGCCUGCAGUGGAAGCCUGCUCAGCUCUCAUGAAAGAGCAGGAGCAGCAACUCUGUCCUGGCAAGGGCUGUACCUCAGCCUGUGCUGGUGCAUGUCAUGAGCAUCACCGCCUGCAGAGCAAAAGGAAAAGAUCUUUGGGAUUAGAGCAGAAUAUGGACAACAACUUCAGUCUGACACUGGAUGCAUCAGAUGAGUCUUCAGAAGGAAGCCCAAGACGUAAUUUGCGCAGGACACCGAAACCCCAAGGCCAUAAUGGCCUUCCUCUGAGUCCCUCCCACAGGAUGAAGCUCAUGGACUUCAAAUCUCCCUCUUCCAAGAAGGUUACUGCAUCUCGACACACCAUUGCUACCCCUCAGGCACACAAUUACUCCCCCAUAUCACCAUCAAACACCCGUCUUCUCCGCUCCACUCCUGGGGCUGCCAAGGAGGUGCAGCGAUUGCUAGAGUCCCCUCGACCAAGCAAAAAACCUCACCCUAUCACUCGACUCUCGUGCAGCCCUGUGAGGGUGAAGCAGGAGGUGGAGGAGGUUGGAGAGGAUGAGCAGGAUUAUGCGAGAGCACAGGAGAAGUACAAGCUGAUGACUGUUCUUGGCUUACAGAGGACCGCCCUCCUCCCCAGACCAGAAGAUUUGAUCGGCUGGAGACAAAAGAAACGACUGAGAAAGCUGAAGGCUAAUAACUAUUCUCUGACCAAGCGGCGAAAACCACGCUCCACCUCCCCAGGGCUGUCAUAUGGAGAUGUGACGCUGUCACUUCCCUUAUGUAACCCCGUAAACACUCGCCUUCUCAAUAAGUCAGUAAAGACCAAGCCUGUGGGUCCAGUCAGCACAGAGCUGAUGACAACAAGGAGGCCCAAGACCGCUCGGCGACAUGUCCCUCCAAGUGACAGGAGUAUGCGAAGUAAAGGCGUGUUACCAGACAUAUUCUCGCCUUCCUUCGGUGGGAGGGAACUUAGACGAUCGGUGAGGAAGGGUGACAGUGCCCGCCUUUCUGCACAGCAGCCUCCACGACGCAACACCAACAAAACUCUAGUAAGAAACACAGUCAGGAUCAAAUCAGAACCAGCUGAAUACUCUAUCUCAGGUCUCCCUCCUGCGUCAGACAUUUGCCAUGGUCACGCACCUCCCAUAUCCCCACCCUCACAGAGAACACAGGCCAGAAAUAAGGUCACCGUCGAGACGGUCAAAACGCUGCGUUACAACAGCAGCAGACCUGCACCAAAGGCCAAGCUUAGACGGGGCUCGGCAAGAGUGGUGGAGAAGACUAAGUGUAAGUCCACAGAGGAGGGGAGGAAGCUGGAAAGCCAGGGGUUGAGGGGCGUCAUGGACACUAGACCGGGGGUGAAGGUUAAUGAACCUGGUGAGCUCCUUUUUUCAGAGCAGGCACCUCCUUCAUCCAUCUACAACCAUCCUCUGUACAAAGUCAUCAAAAAGGAGCCAGCAGAACCUGUACCAGUUGUUGGUCCUUUCCCUGAUCCUCCCUCACCAGACAGGGGUAAGCGCCAGAGCAAGCCCCCCAUCAAAUUACUGGACUCAGGCUUUCUGUUCAGCUUCUGUCGGCCAGCAGGGGGUGCGAUGGCAGUACUGAAGAAAGAGGAGGAGAGCGUGGACAUCUGCUUAACACGCUCUGUGUCACAAGUUGGGGAGAAAUUCGGAGCAGAGGAGUCCCCCCACAGGGCACUGCGAGCCAGAGUGCCACCCACCCUGCCUGUGGUGAAGAGGGAGAGGGAGCAAAGGAGCAUAAGCCAAAGCAAGGUUCAGAGAUCCAGGCCAAAGUCCCGAGACAACACUCACCAGAAUAUGGCCAAAUCUGCUGGGCCAAAAGCCACACGGACUAUGCCAAAGCAAGGUAAAAUCCCUCUGAGCAGCAGGAGCUGCGUCAUGCUGGAUGCCAUACGUCGGGCAAGGCUAAAGCAGCUUCGAGGGCCUCGUAGUCAAGCCCCCAAAGUCCCAAAAGCAGCCCAUGCCUGUCUUCAGUGUCCAGCUUCAUACAAGGACUGCGAUGCUCUAAUCAUGCAUCGCCUCAGGCACAUCGAGGGCAAGCACUGGCCAUGUCCGCUCUGCAGUAAGACGUUCUUUCGACUGAGGAAUGUACGGAGUCACAUCCGCACCCAUGACCCCAAGUUGUACAAAUGCCGGAGCUGCAUUGUCGCUGGUUCCUGAGGCAGCUGGGGGGUCCGCUCUAGCAGUGAGACUAAGGGUGAAGGCUGUCAGUGUCUUACACCAGCGAACAAACUGCAGUCAGUCACCCGAUCGAUCAGCAGCUUGUACAUACUGCAUUCGUCACACAAAAGCACAGCGGUCUGUGGAAAGGCAUAAUUACUGAUUAUAUACUGAUAAUAACUGAUUCUAAUCAUUGCUGUCAUCAAUGAUUGCUAAUGUUAUUUAAAUAACCAAACCACGUUUGCUGGUCCUCUUUGCUUUUCCGUAGCUACAGAAGGUUAAACUUGAACAUUACACUCAGGGGGUGGGGAAGGUGAUGCCACGACAUAAAAGUGAUUUAACGUCACGGAUGUGUAUAAAAUGAAAUGUAAAGUGAUUGUUAUAACUAUUACUGCUACUUAUUGUUAUCAUUAUUUUUUAUGUAUUGAUCGAUUUUGAGUGCACUUAUAUCAUAGCUUAUGUUGUAAACCUAAGAAGUGGUAAUGAAACUGAAGGUUUCCACGGAGGGAAUACUUGAAGUGAUGGAAGCGCUGGAGGGAAUACUUGAAGUUGGAGGGGGUGGGGGUCCUGGGAGUGAGACUUUGGGUGUUUCAGUGGGUCUUUGUCCUUUGGUGUGCUAACUCUUAAAUGACUUGACUAGUCUGUCCCUCCUUUUGUAUUGUCUCUCACAGUCCAUGAGUCAGGGAUUGGACUCUUGACACCACUGCAUGCGUAUUUGCAGGCCCUUUGUAGACCACUGUCUUUUCUAAGGCUGCCAAUUUUAAAAAGGGAAACGUGUCUCGUUUUUAAUGUGAAUUUCUGAACAGUAAUUAACACAACUGUGUUAUUACAGAUCUCUUCUUCCACUUUAAUCCAAGACACUUGUAGUCUUGUUCUACUAGAAGUCCUUCAAGUACUCCUCCUGAGUAAAUGCAAUGUGUUCACAUGAAGAGAUGUUUAUGUUUUACAAAGUGAUUUUAGAAAUAAAUGAGCUGUCUCUUGCUAUCUGUUAAAAGGCUAAAUAAAUUUUUGCUUUUUA